UAAGAAAUACGCUAUUGGAGUUUGCAGCACCUGAGUCACUUUACAGGCACCAUGGUAACCGGCCGACCCUCCCGCCGCCUGAGCGCGUGUCGCGCAUCAUCCGGGUCACGCAUCAUCCGGGUCACCGUUGCCAUUGGCACGCAGGCGCAGGCCGAGGCGGGGACGCAUGGCCGUGCGUGCGGGACGUCCGGUGAGCCGGCCCCGCCCUCCACUGCGGAGGUCAGGCCUCAGCAGGUUGCAGGAAAGAAGCGCCGGCGCCGAAGCGCCCCGGCCACCCGUACCCGCCCUCGGCACUGUCGUCUCUAGCUUCGCUUCUUGUCCUUUCCGCGCCUCCUCUGCUGCCUUCGUCAGCGGACCUGGCCCUCUAGAGGGGUCCUGUGGUCUGGGCGGAAACUGCUUGCAGGCUCACCCCGCUGCCGUGACCUCGGGACAGCCUCGCCCUCUCUCUGCCUGACAAACGCCGCCCGCCCCAAGGUCAGGCUCCGCUGUCCCUGCUGCCGGAGGCGCAGCCACGCCUCGCGGCCGGCCACACCCAGUUGUUUCCGCCCCGAGGCGCCUGCUGUGGCCUUCAGUCUGGGCUGCUGGCCUCUGCGUGACAACGCGAUGCCCAGGCUGCGGACCCUGAGGUUGCGAUGGGCACAGGAUUGAGUCCUUGAGCAUCCUCGGAGCCAGACUGCUUAGACUGGUAUCGGGGGCAGGGACGCGGCGAGAUCUUUCUCUGCUGUCUUGAUAAUUGUGAUUGCGUGAAGCUUGCCACUCAGGCCUACUUGGAAGGUUGUUGUCUUGUGCUUGAGCACCGUGAGACAUUGGCGCCGUCGACAGUCAGAGGAAAUGGCUGUGACUCUGUUGGAAGACUGGUGCCGGGGGAUGGAUGUGAACUCCCAGAGAGCUCUAUUAGUUUGGGGGAUCCCAGUGAACUGUGAUGAGGCUGAAAUUGAAGAGACCCUCCAGGCUGGGAUGCCGCAGGUGGCUUAUCGGGUUCUUGGAAGAAUGUUCUGGAGGGAAGAAAAUGCAAAAGCAGCCCUGUUAGAGCUCACAGGCGCUGUCGAUUAUGCUGUGAUCCCCAGGGAGAUGCCAGGCAAAGGAGGGGUGUGGAAGGUGGUCUUUAAGCCCCCCACUUCCGAUACUGAGUUUUUAGAAAGGUUGCACCUCUUCCUUGCUAGAGAAGGGUGGACUGUGCAAGAUGUUGCCCGUGUUCUUGGGUUUCAAAACCCUGCUCCUGCCCGAGGCCCAGAGAUGUCAGCAGAGAUGCUCAACUAUAUUUUGGAUAAUGUUAUUCAGCCUCUUGUUGAGUCUAUUUGGUACAAGAAGCUGACGCUGUUCUCCGGGAGGGACAUCCUGGGGCCUGGGGAGGAAACCUUUGAGCCUUGGAUGGAGCACACUAACGAGGUCAUGCAGGAGUGGCAGGUGUCUGAUGCGGAAAAAAGACGCCGGUUGAUGGAGAGUCUGAGAGGCCCAGCCUUGGAUGUCAUUCGCAUCCUGAAAACCAGCAACCCAGCCAUAACCUCUGGCGAAUGCCUGAAGGCUCUUGAACAGGUGUUUGGGAGUAUUGAGAGCUCCAGGGACGCGCAGGUCAGAUUUCUAAACACUUACCAGAGUCCAGGAGAAAAGUUAUCAGCUUACGUGAUUCGUCUGGAGCCUCUGCUGCAGAGAGUGGUGGAGAAGGGAGCCAUCGAUAAAGAUAACAUAAACCAGGCCCGCCUGGAGCAGGUCAUUGCAGGGGCCACCCACAGUGGGGCCAUACGGAGGCAGCUGUGGCUGACAGGGGCUGCAGAAGGGCCAGCCCCUAACCUCUUUCAGUUGUUGGUGCAAAUCCGAGAGGAGGAGGCCAAAGAGGAGGAGGAAGAGGCUGAGGCUGCUCUCUUACAGUUAGGCCUUGAGGGGCACUUCUGAGACCCAGGAGAAGGGACUUCAGUGCAGACUUAGCUCACAGCUGCUUUUGUUGUCCCUGUGUGGUCUUGAAGGAGUGCCUCUGAGUAGUAAAGACAUCCUUGCUCUGCUUUUUUGUUAGGUUUGCGGGCAGGGUGACUGGGGAAGCACAUAUUUACUUGGAAAGUUGUGCACGCAAGCCCUAGGAGCUCCUGCAGUACAAAUGGAACAGGAAGGCAGAAAUACCGGGAAAAGGCUUGGACACGAUGUUGGGUGCAAGCUGUUUCGUCAUCGUCAGUGGGGAAAAUGUGAAUCUGACAAGUCCCAUCAUGAUGAUUCAGUGUGAAAUUGCAUGUCACAUGUUUAGUGCAGGGCCUUCCGCACAGGAAAUGUUCAAUAAAAAUGUGAAUUGUUUAUAUUUGUUAUUAAUGAUGUGAAUAGUUUGUUACUGUAAAUUGCCCUGAUUUAUAUUACUGCGAAGAAAUACGAAGUUAUUAAAUUACCUUUAGAAUGUAAAUUUCUUAUUUCUCAUCUUUAGCAUCUGGGUCAGUUUAAUUGGAAAGUAUUCUGAGACUUCAAAAUAAGGUAUAUAAAAAUAUUGCAAGUAUAGGGGUGUGUAAAUCAGUUUUCCACUGUGUAAGAUACAAAUAUCAGUCAAAUGGAGAGGUUCAUAUGAACUAGUUCCCCCACUUCAAAUCUUAAUAAUUGUUCAUGCUGAUCUGUGUUCUGAAUUCAAAGUUACUAAGUAGAUGUAUACAAAUAAAAAUAAAUUUAAAAUUAA
Molecule: messenger RNA, 2650 nt
Organism: Cavia porcellus (domestic guinea pig)
Lineage: Eukaryota; Metazoa; Chordata; Mammalia; Rodentia; Caviidae
Gene: Pnma1
Product: PNMA family member 1
Exons: 1
Coding region: 832-1893 (353 amino acids)
Source: RefSeq, a predicted model, not a curated record